AGUACUAGCUAGCUUGAGUACCAUAAACCACCAAAACCAAUUAAUCUCUUCUCAUUUCUCUUUCUCUCUUAGAUACAUAGAUAUAAUAGAACUAUAUAUAUCUAUAUAUAUAUAUAUAUAUAUAUAUUAGAUAAAUUAAAUUGAUUAUAAUCGUGGUGGUGGUGAUGAGGAAGAGGCAAGUUGUGGUGAGAAGAGAAGAAGUUUCUAGAAGCAUGGGAGUGGUGAUGAGCGUGAGAUAUGGAGAGUGUCAGAAGAAUCAUGCGGCGGGUGUAGGAGGUUACGCUGUGGACGGCUGCAGAGAAUUCAUGGCCAGUGGUGUUGAAGGUACCACAGCUGCACUAACGUGCGCCGCAUGUGGUUGUCACAGGAAUUUUCAUAGAAGGGAACCUGAUCAAACCCCUUCUACUACUACUUCUCAUCAUCACCAUGAGGUAGUUUGUGAUUCUUCUUCUUCUCCUUCUUCAUCCAAUGGUCUAUGAUCUUCAUCAUUUUCAUAUGUAAUAAUAUUAAUUAAACCUAUAUAUAUAAAUAUUAUAUAUGUGUGUAAGUGUAAGUGUAUAAGUGUUGUGUUCAUGAUGAUGAUGAUGUUGAAGAUGAAGAUGAAGAGUUUUCAUUAUUAUUUUUUAUGGGGUUUUGUUUUUGAUUAUUAAUGUUCUGUUGGAAUUUCAAUUAAUUAGUGGAUUAAUUAAUUUUAUAUA
This is a messenger RNA of Cannabis sativa, 698 nucleotides long. Its product is annotated as mini zinc finger protein 2. Gene Ontology annotation, molecular function: transcription cis-regulatory region binding; DNA-binding transcription factor activity. The record is from RefSeq and is a predicted model, not a curated record. Gene Ontology annotation, biological process: regulation of developmental process; regulation of DNA-templated transcription. Bases 165 to 479 code for a protein of 104 amino acids. The transcript has a single exon. Gene Ontology annotation, cellular component: nucleus. NCBI's taxonomy places the organism in Eukaryota, Viridiplantae, Streptophyta, Magnoliopsida, Rosales, Cannabaceae.